AGAUUUUACAACGGACAUUUUUUUCUGGUACUGAGCGCCUGUUUUCACGCAUCAGCUCGUCUCUCUCUCUCUCUCUCUCUCUGUCUCUUAGCAAUACCUGCUUUGCUCUAGCCUCUUUCUCUUCCUCUACUACUACUACUACUACUACUGUUAUUCCGUGAACGUGCAGCGAGGGCGUGCUUGUACUCAUCUCCCCUCCCCACCCCACCCCCUCCUCCUUCUCCUCCUUUAUUCGCUCUUUUAUCGGCCAGACGAGGGAUUAGGUGCGUUGGAACUCUACGAAGUCGCUGCACUUUCUUGUUUUUGUUUUAUUUCCCCUCUACUCGUACGUUAGACCAAAGACAAGAAGAACACGUUUUUUUAAACGAAGAAUAAAAAUGACGACCAACGCUAUUGGCAUUGAUCUGGGCACGACCUACUCCUGCGUCGGCGUCUUCAAGAACGACCAGGUGGAGAUCAUCGCGAAUGACCAGGGCAACCGCACGACGCCGUCGUACGUGGCCUUCACGGAGACGGAGCGCCUGGUCGGCGACGCGGCGAAGAACCAGGUCGCGAUGAACCCGCACAACACCGUCUUCGACGCCAAGCGCAUGAUCGGCCGUAAGUUCGACGACCCCGAUCUGCAGUCCGACAUGAAACACUGGCCCUUCAAGGUCACCGUGAAGGAUGGCAAGCCCGUCGUGAACGUGGAGUACCAGGGGGCGACCAAGACCUUCUUCCCGGAAGAGAUCUCUGCGAUGGUGCUACAGAAGAUGAAGGAGACGGCCGAGGCGUACCUCGGUGUAACCGUCAAGGAUGCCGUGGUGACGGUGCCGGCCUACUUCAACGACUCCCAGCGUAAGGCGACGCAGGAUGCCGGCUCCAUCGCGGGGCUCAACGUGCUGCGCAUCAUCAACGAACCGACGGCGGCCGCCAUCGCCUACGGCAUGGAUCGCAAGAACGACAAGGGCGAGAAGAACGUGCUGAUCUUCGACCUGGGCGGCGGCACGUUCGAUGUGACGCUGCUGACGAUCGAGAGCGGCGUCUUCGAGGUGAAGGCGACGGCUGGCGACACCCACCUCGGCGGCGAGGACUUCGACAACCGCCUCGUCGACUACUUCGCGACGGAGUUCAAGAUGCGCUGCGGCAAGGACUGCCGCGUGAACGCGCGGGCGACGCGGCGGCUGCGCACGGCGUGCGAGCGCGUGAAGCGCACGCUGUCCAGCUCCACAACGGCCAACAUCGAGAUCGACGCCCUCUACGAGGGCAGCGACUUCUUUUCCAAAAUUACGCGGGCGCGCUUCGAGGAGAUGUGCCGCGAUCAGUUCGAGAAGUGCCUCGAGCCGGUGAAGAAGGUGCUGGCGGACGCGGAUAUGAAGCCGCAGGACGUAAACGACGUCGUGCUCGUUGGUGGCUCGACCCGCAUCCCGAAGAUUCAGCAGAUGGUCUCGCAGUUCUUCAACGGCAAGGAGCCGAACCGCUCCAUCAACCCCGACGAGGCCGUCGCGUACGGUGCGGCGGUGCAGGCGCACAUCCUCGCCGGUGGCCAGUCGGACAAGACAGACGGCCUGCUGCUGCUCGAUGUCACGCCCCUCUCCCUCGGCGUGGAGACGGCCGGCGGCGUCAUGUCGGUGCUCAUCCCGCGCAACUCCACCAUGCCCGUGCAGAAGACGCAGACCUACUCGAACAACGCCGACAACCAGCGCAACGUCGAGAUUAAGGUGUACGAGGGUGAGCGCCCGCUCGUCUCGCAGUGUCAGUGCCUCGGCACCUUCACACUCACCGACGUCCCGCCCCUGCCGCGUGGUAAGGCCCGCAUCAACGUGACCUUCGACGUGAACACAGACGGCAUCUUGCUUGUGAGCGCCGUGGAGGAGUCUGGCGGCCGCAAGGAAGCCAUCACCAUCAAGAACGACACGGGACGCCUCAGCAAGGAUCAGAUUGAAAAGAUGGUGCAGGAAGCAGAGAAGUUCGCGGAGGAGGACAAGUUGAACAGCGAGCGAGUGGAGGCGCGCAACACGCUUGAGAAUUACACCUUCUCCAUGCGGGCUACCCUCGACGACCCCGAUGUGCAGACCGGCGUGAGUCAGGAGGACCGUCAGAAGAUUCAGGCAGCAGUGAGCGUUGCGUCGAACUGGCUCGACAGCAACCCAGAGGCGACGAAGGAGGAGUACAUGGAGCAGACGAAGGUGAUCGAGGCGGUGGCCCACCCGAUACUCGCGGAGUUCUACAAGAAGCGCGUGAUGGAGGCGCCGCCGAGCGCGGGUGCCGCUGCGCCGCACGAGGGCGAGGAGGGAGAGCCGCGCGGUGAGGCCCCGAGUGCGCAGGAUGUCGACUAA
This is a messenger RNA of Leptomonas pyrrhocoris, 2318 nucleotides long. Its product is annotated as heat shock protein 70-related protein. Bases 378 to 2318 code for a protein of 646 amino acids. The transcript has a single exon. Gene Ontology annotation, biological process: protein refolding; cellular response to unfolded protein. The record is from RefSeq and is a predicted model, not a curated record. Gene Ontology annotation, molecular function: misfolded protein binding; ATP binding; ATP-dependent protein folding chaperone. NCBI's taxonomy places the organism in Eukaryota, Euglenozoa, Kinetoplastea, Trypanosomatida, Trypanosomatidae. Gene Ontology annotation, cellular component: cytoplasm.